AUGUACAAAGCCGAAAUCUUGCAAAAAAUCAAAUCGGUGGCAGAAGCCCAUAAGAAUAAAGUCAAAGAUGAGUCCUUCCUAAACAUCGAAUGCGAGGAUUGCAAAACAUUCGGACAUUUGAACAAGGCAUACCAUGAAUGCAAGUUUUACAAAGCAGUUUCUGCGCGUGAUGUUGGAAGUAGCGGCAAGAAACGUAAGCAAUCAGCUAAAACCAAGGAAGAAAAGAAGCAAACAACUGGAGAUAUUAGGGUCAUUCUACUUCUCGUUCCCUCGAAUGGAAAAGUUGCCAAGGGUUAUACAGCCCAACUCGAACAAUUCUGCAAAGUCUUCAACUUCAAAAAGUUAGGCUUCAGAAGUGUUGCUGAGCUUAAGACAAACACAAGUGUGCUCUUCCCGAACCUGAUUCGAUCUGAUGGCUUCACUGUAGACUUUUUAUUUAGUCGUAAGAAGAAACCAAAAGAAGACGCCAUUAUUGAUCAUCAUGACUUGACGUUGGAAGGCUUCUCAUAUGCAGAGAUCACAGCAAACUACAGACCCGCAUUUGUUGAUCCUGGUCGAAAGACCGUAUUUACAGCAGCGAUCGGGUUAGAAACAGAAAGACAUGAGAUACGACGCUGCUCAACAAAAGAAUAUUACCACAUGACGGGUAGUACUAGUAUCAAUUCAAAAUCAGAAAGGAAAAAAGCCAAUUGUACGAUAAAAGAUAUAGAAAGCAAUAUACCGAGUUGCAAAACAGGCUCGCCUGAACAUUAUGAAAUAUAUACUACUUAUAUACUGCAACAUUUAGAGACUCUGUUCUCAUUCUACGGGUCUGAUAUGGGUGAAACAAGAUUCCGUCUGUAUCAAGGCAGCAAGCGUGCUGCAGAUAUGAUGGUGAACAUGCUUGUUGAUGGAGGUCUCAAAUACGACAAAGAAUUACGGAAAAAAGAAGGGAAGAACAGAUGAAAUGGCCAAAGAAGAAGGGCAAACCUAAACUUAGUAAAACAAGAAAAAAAAAAAGAAACCGAAAGAGAAAGAGAAGCAGGAAGAAGAAGAGAAAAAGGAAGAUAACCAUGUUCGGUAAAUCUUGUAG
Mycotypha africana is the source of this 1072-nucleotide messenger RNA. RefSeq lists its product as uncharacterized. The transcript has 5 exons. The coding region runs from base 1 to 945 and encodes 314 amino acids. The record is from RefSeq and is a predicted model, not a curated record. Lineage: Eukaryota; Fungi; Mucoromycota; Mucoromycetes; Mucorales; Mycotyphaceae.